ACGCAGCGCUGACGGCCCCUCGUGGCUUUCCGGUGUGUUUUAAAUCAGUAUUUAGGUUUAAUUUCCACAUUUUCGCCCGUUUUGGCUUCCGUCAUGGAGAAAAAAGACCCCGGGAAGAAACCCAAACCCAAACCCGGCCGCAUGAAGGACGGAGCCGAUCCCGUCAAGAACUUUGAGAAAUGGAAGAAGAAGUACAACCGGACCAAAGCCCAGGUGAAGCGGGACCGGGACCAGGACCGGGACCGCGGCCGGGGCCGGGGGAAGCGGCCGCAGUGGCAGGUGGAGCGGGAGGACAUCCAGCGGCUGGUCAGCAGGUACCAGGACAUCAACAUCCAGGACGUGGUCAAGUUCUCGGACUUCCCCAUCUCCAAGAAGACCCUGCUGGGUCUGCAGGACGCCCAGUACCGGCAGCCCACCGAGAUCCAGAAGCAGACUAUCGGCCUGGCCCUGCAGGGCAGGGACGUCCUGGGCGCCGCCAAGACCGGGUCCGGGAAGACGCUGGCCUUCCUGAUCCCGGUGCUGGAGCGGCUGUACCGGGAGCAGUGGAGCUCCCUGGACGGCCUGGGGGCCCUCAUCAUCUCCCCCACCCGGGAGCUGGCCUACCAGACCUACGAGGUCCUCCGCAAGGUGGGCCGGAACCACGAGUUCUCGGCGGGUCUGGUGAUCGGAGGGAAGGAGCUCCGGGCGGAGACGGAGCGGAUCCACCGGACCAACAUCAUCAUCUGCACGCCGGGCCGGCUGCUGCAGCACAUGGACCAGACGGCCGCCUUCAGCGCCUCGGAGCUGCGCCUGCUGGUCCUGGACGAGGCGGACCGCAUCCUGGACAUGGGCUUCGCCGAGACCCUCAACGCCAUCGUGGAGAACCUGCCGGCGUCCCGCCAGACGCUGCUGUUCUCCGCCACGCAGACCAAGUCCGUCAAGGACCUGGCCCGGCUCAGCCUGAAGGACCCGGAGUACGUGUGGGUCCACGAGAAGGCCCGGUUCAGCACGCCGGCCACGCUGGAGCAGAGCUACGUGGUGGUGGAGCUGCCCCAGAAGGUCAACAUGCUGUACUCCUUCAUCCGGACCCACCUCCGCAGCAAGGUCAUGGUCUUCUUCGCCUGCUGCAAAGAGGUCCAGUACCUGUUCCGGGCCUUCUGCCGGCUGCGGCCCGGCACGCCCGUCCUGGCGCUGCACGGCAAGCAGAACCAGAUGAAGAGGGUGGAGGUCUACAACGACUUCCUGCGCAAGCAGAGCGCCGUGCUGUUCGCCACCGACGUGGCGGCGCGCGGCCUGGACUUCCCCGCCGUCCACUGGGUGCUGCAGUUCGACUGUCCCGAGGACGCCGACACCUACAUCCACCGGGUGGGCCGCACCGCCCGGUACCGGGACGGCGGCGAGGCGCUGCUGCUGCUGCUGCCCUCCGAGGAGGAGGCCAUGGUCCGCCAGCUGCAGGACAAGAAGGUCCCCAUCAGCCAGAUCCAGGUGAACCCCGAGAAGCUGCAGAGCGUCCAGCAGAAGCUGGAGGCCUUCCUGGCCCAGGAGGCGGAGCAGAAGCAGCGGGCGCAGCGCUGCUUCGUGUCCUACCUGCGCUCCGUCCACCUCAUGAGGGACAAGGCCGUCUUCGACGUCUUCCGGCUCCCCGUCGGGGACUACGCCCGCUCGCUGGGCCUGGCCGUGGCCCCCAGGGUCCGCUUCCUGCAGAGGGCCGAGGCCCAGAGGGCCGGCGGCGAGGGGGAGGGGCCAGGGGGAGGGGCCGGCGACGAGGGGGAGGGGGAGAGGGGAGGAGCCAGCAGCGAGGGGGAGGAGUCUGAAGAAGAGCAGCAGCUGAGGAGCUUCAAGGCUCAGCUGACGGAGCGGCUCCCCGGCGGUUCGUCCUCUGAGGACGGCGAGGACAGCGAGGACGACCUGCGGGACCUGGACCUCCUGACCGUGAAGAGACGAGACGUGUUCAACCUGACGGGGGCGCCGCAGGGUCUGGCGGAGGCCGCCGCGCCGCCCAGGAAGAAGGCCGAGCGCGAGACCAAGUACAGCGAGGCCAAGAAGGUCCUCAGGAGACACUUCCAGGUCAACACCAAGGUGACCUUCAGCGAGGAGGGCCGCGCCCUGCAGCUGUGGCCCCCGGUGCCGCGCAGCGCCGCCCCGGAGGACGGACAGGGGGACGAGGACCGGGACGGGGCCGGGAUCGACGUGGACAAGGCCCGGGAGAGGCUGAGGCGCGAGGACCAGGAGUUCGACAAGCAGGAGUACCGGAGCAAGGUGAAGGCCAAGCACCGCGAGAGGAAGCUGAAGGAGAGGGCCGCCCGCCGGCGCCGCCAGGAGGACCAGGGGGACGGGGACCAGGAGGACGAGGUGCUGGCCUACCUGGCCAACCACAGCGACGACGAGUUCGAUCCCAGCACGCUGCCGGACCCGGACAGACCGCGGGAGGAUGAGGAGGAGGAAGAGGAGCAGGAGGAGGAUGAGCCGCCUCCACCACCAAAGAAGAAGAAGCAGCUGGUCAGCGGCGAGCCGGCGGCGCUGGACACCGGACUGUCUCUGGCUGAAGAUGAGGAGCUGGUCCUGCAGCUGCUGUCUGGAAGCAGGUAGACCGUCUUCAUCUUCAUCAUCCUCAGCCCGAUGAUGAAGACGCGCCCAGCAGGCGGUGCUCAUGAGCGCUUCAUUUCCCAUCAUGCAACAGGAGAAUGGAGCCCUGUUGAUGUUCUAAUAAAAACUGUUCCCUGAGCCGCUGACUGUUCUUCCUCCUCAUUCUGACCCCCGCUGAGCCACCGCAACGCCGUCUGUCACCACCGCAACGCCGUCGCCACGGCAACACAACAGUGCGUCACCACCAGUGUGUGCAGCCAUGGUGACACUGUCCAUCACCAUGACAACACCAUGCGUAGCCACAACGCUGUUGCCCUGUCAACACCGUAUGUAGCACGACAGCGCCAGGAUUUGCAAUGACAGCACCACAUUUAACAACAUUGUGUAACCAUGACAACACAACACCAUGUAUUCCUGAUCAUACCAUGUGUAGCCAUGACAACGCCUUGUGGUGACCACAACACCAUGUGUAGCUACACCACGUGUUGCCAUGACAACACCAUAGUUCGAUGACUGAAAGAAAACGUAGUGCGAUUGUCACGACGACUGAUGGUUCCGGUUGUGAUCUUCCAGCAGAUCAACAACAGAAGUACAAAUGUGAACCCAGCAUGCAUUGCAGGAGUCCAGCUGAUGUCUUCUGGUGGACUUUAUCAAUGGAGUCAGAUGUUCCUCAGCAUCUGGUUCCACAAGGAUCUGUCUCAUUAGUGAGGGACAUGGAGAGACAAAGUUCACUUCUCCCUCUGGACUCUUCCUGUCUCUCUGGGUCUCUGUCCCUCUGAGUCUCUGUCUCUGUCCCUCUGUCUCUGGGUCUCUGUCCCUCUGGGUCUCUGUCCCUCUGAGUCUCUGUCUCUGUC
Messenger RNA from Salarias fasciatus (jewelled blenny), 3419 nucleotides. It is a transcript of the gene ddx10, whose product is annotated as DEAD (Asp-Glu-Ala-Asp) box polypeptide 10. The coding region runs from base 94 to 2568 and encodes 824 amino acids. Lineage: Eukaryota; Metazoa; Chordata; Actinopteri; Blenniiformes; Blenniidae. The transcript has 2 exons. The record is from RefSeq and is a predicted model, not a curated record. Gene Ontology annotation, molecular function: ATP binding; RNA helicase activity; nucleic acid binding.